GGGCUGCAUUGUUGUGGAAAAGGAGUGUGUAGUGACCUGGGCUGGACUCACAGUAGCAAAAUGGCCUGCUCUCCAGCUGCCCCACCCCGGCCACAAAGCAAAAUACGCCCCUUUUCGGUGGUUUGGGGUCCCGGGUGCUGGCAGCCAUCCGGAGCUCCGUCGGGUCACCGGAGGGACCCGUGGCGGACGCCCUGAGGCUUUGGGAUUCUCCCGAAGCUUUCAGGCUGCCUGGAUAAAGAACAAGGUUGGAGUGGGAAAAGAGAGGAAACUUCCUGCCUGCCAGUUUACAAGAAACUGACUAAUGGAAUCUGCCAAGAAGAUGGACGUCAUCAACGUCACUGCCUUGCCCAUGAUACCACUGGAUGAGCGCCGGGUGGUCUCUGUCAAUGCCCGGAAAGUACAGGAGAAUUCUUUGAGGAAACAGUUGCAGGACCAUCCCCCCAUUUCCUUAGCAACUUGCCUCCCAGCAUGCAUCAUUGGCUCCAUGAGUCAGGUGAACCAGAAGAUUACUGAGAUAGACCUGGGCCCCAGCCUGUGGGUCAGCCUCUCGGCAAUUGAGGAAUAUGAGUUGGAGAAGAAGUCUUUAAAAGAGAAAACUCACGGCAGCCUGGGAGACAGAGCCAGGAGACCAAAGGAAGAGUCACCGAUAUCCUGCAAAGGUUCAGAACUCCGGAACGCCAAGGUGAUCCUGACAAAAAGGAAAAGAGCAGAUAAAAACCUGCUGGCAGAGCUUUACCAACACCCCCCGUUUGAUGAAACGAAGCCCAACAAGCUUCCCAAUGGCGUGGACUUCUGCGAUAUGGUGGGCAAUGUGAUCCGGUCUGAGAAAAACCCGCUUAGUGGCAAGUCUUACUGUUUAGACAGAGAAUUAGAGAAGUUUCUAUCCUCUCCCUUCCUGAGCGCCAUCUGGCUGGACAGCUUUUGGUGGCUAUUUCAUGAACGGUACCAGCCAAACAAGGAGAUCCAAAACAAGCUGUUUGACCGAAUAGCCCGAAAUUACGCCUUCCUGUUGUUCAGGACAGUCAGGUCCCACUAUGAAGAGGCACUCAUAAAAAGGCUCCCAUUGCUUCUGAGCAAAGCCCUGUACACCAGCUUCUGCUGCUGCUUCCCCCAGUCCUGGUUCAACACCCAUGAAUUCAAGUCAGAAAUUUGUAACACCAUGGGCCUGUGGAUCUCAGGGACGUAUCCUUGCCCAAAGAGCUAUGACAAUUGGGACUACUCGGAGCUGGAUCCGGAGAGGUUCCGGAGAGAAGAACUGAUGUUACACAGCAGUCGACUUAUAAAGGGAAGAGAGUUCUCCCUCUUCACUUUUAAGAAAACCUCCAUGCAGAAGGCAGAACAGAACAAAAACAAGAAAUUCCAUCGUCUUCCGCCAGCCUGCUGGAGUGUGAAGAUGGCGCCUGGAGCUCUGGCCGCCAUCUUGGUCCCUAAGGACAAUCAGCCAACAUCAACCCUGUUCUCCCGGAAAGCCACACCGCAAGUCAAGAGGAUAUCAGAAGCCAGAGCAUGGAUGAGUUUGUAUCUGAAAAAGUCCCACCAUGCCUGCAAAAGCCCCAAACUGACUUCAAACCAAUUCAACCUUUAUGGGAAGAGCCCGCUAAUUGUGUACUUCUUCCUCAACUACUCCAAGCUGCAGCUGAAUGGCCAGGAUGUGCUGGUCAGCAGGAGAGAAAAGACCAAUGUCGUCCCUGACUCUGCCACCACCUACGCUGACAUCAUCUUACUGGUCAUGAAGAACAUGGAGACUCGAAAGAGAAAGCUCAAGCGGCUGUAUCAGCUGCACGAGAAUGAGUGGACUUAUUUUAACAACUACCUGACGGAGCUGCAGGAGAACUUCGAGAGGGAAGUGAAUAUUAUCAAUCAAAAAGCAGCAGAAAGAAAAAGGGCCAACCAUGCCUUUCUCUCGCCCUCCUUACUGAUUGAUGACUUGCUUGACAAGAAAUCCAAAGGAACCCCUAAUCGAGAAAUGGCGUUUCUCUCAAGGAAGAAACAGAAAGAGAUGGAAGAGAAACAGAGGGGUUUCCAGUCCCCUUUCUCAUUAAUAAGUCUCGAUAACUACUCCCUGGGCGUACAAAGCCCCUACAGAAUCGGACCUGCUUCCAGUUCCAGCAAGCUCAACGCCAAUAUGUUCAGAAUCAAGCAGGAGAUGCUCUUUAGACUCUCACCGACUUCCAUGGAAUGAACGCCAAGGAUAGGCUCGAACUGCAGAGGUGGUGCCUGCCUGUGUUGUUGGACGGCAGUGAGAGCUCUGCUGCAGCCAGGGCCAUGCUGAGUCUUCCUCAGUCCAUGGGAUAAAGAAUAUUAAAGUUCUCAUCUACCACGAGCCAAAGUGAGGGCUGAGAGAAGGUGACUCACCUCAUCCAUUCAGACAUUUACUAAUGCAUUCUUUCAUUCACUUAUUAAUAAUAACCACACAAUUCAACACAUCAUUAUGAA
Molecule: messenger RNA, 2436 nt
Organism: Chionomys nivalis (European snow vole)
Lineage: Eukaryota; Metazoa; Chordata; Mammalia; Rodentia; Cricetidae
Gene: Fam227a
Product: family with sequence similarity 227 member A
Exons: 18
Coding region: 302-2182 (626 amino acids)
Source: RefSeq, a predicted model, not a curated record